UUAAAGAGUGCAAGUUAAAGUUGGUCGGCAAUGGUAGUGCUAGCAGUUUGGUGUAAACAACCAUAUCUGAAACUUAAGUUGAAUGCUGACGGCUACACACUAGGCGUGAAACUCAUUAUAUUUGAUGACUCGGAUUCCUGCUAUCCGAUGAUCUUUUAGUUUUGUAUUCGGUAUUCUUCUCUUAAGGGGUAUUUAUAAGCAGAAUUCCUCUGAUAUCUCCACUUAAAAACUCAUCAUGCCAACUGCUAAGACUGCUCAAGCUCCUGCAAAUUCCAAUAGUACUAGACGUGUAUUCUUUUUCAAAUUGUUCAUAGCAAUUACAGUCUCUGUAUCUUUGUAUUUUCUAAUCAUGUGGUUUACUAUACAGCUUAGACCUCGAUGUUCACUCGAAAUUUUUUACAUUCCUGCCCUCGAUAAAGCUUCAAAUGACCCGAAUUCCACAGCCAUAUCACUGGAGCUCAGUUUCUGGAAUCGAAACAAUGAGAAGAGUAUUUACUACGAUAAGCUUAACAUGACUAUGUAUUAUUAUGGUAAGAUCUUAACUUUACCAAUUGGAAAUACAUCUAUUCCACAAUUUUAUCAACAACAUAGUCAUACAAAGCAUCUUACUGAGAUGAUUCAAACUUCUGGGGUACCUUGGGAGGAUGCGAAAAUGAAGGUUUCAAAUGGAAGUGCGGCCGUAUUUCGAGUCCAUUUGACAAUGAACAUAAGGUAUUCGAAUGGGAUAUGGAAGUCAAGAAGACACCAGCUAAGUUUAGGAGUUAAUGUUACUGUCAAUGAUCAGGGAAUGAAGUCUGUCAAUAGUAGCUUGAGGUUGUUGGCUGUCUAAUGUCAGCUAUUGUGUUGUGUGAAUGUUGUUGGUACGGGUUCUUAUUUUAACAAUUUUGCUUUAGUAUCCUCGCGUAGAAUUUGCAUUAUUACUCUAAGAAAUAUAUUUA
Messenger RNA from Papaver somniferum (opium poppy), 938 nucleotides. Its product is annotated as protein NDR1-like. Bases 236 to 829 code for a protein of 197 amino acids. The transcript has a single exon. Gene Ontology annotation, biological process: defense response to other organism. NCBI's taxonomy places the organism in Eukaryota, Viridiplantae, Streptophyta, Magnoliopsida, Ranunculales, Papaveraceae. The record is from RefSeq and is a predicted model, not a curated record.